AUGUUCCCUGCUGCAUCCUUGUUGACAAUUAUUCUCCUGGCCUUGUCCAUCGCGGCAUCACCUUUUCAAAUUCGCGACUCCCCCAUCACCCUCCCCAUUGCCAGGAGGUUAAACGUCUCCGAUGGUUCUAUUAACCUCUUGCAGUACGAUAAAGCUCGCGUAGCUGCCCUUAAGGCCGGCUACCAUCUUGGUAGCCCCCCUGUGACAAACGUUGCCUCAUACUACAUCGCAAAAGUUGGCAUUGGCAGCCCCCCUACAGCCUACGAUUUGAUUGUCGACACCGGCAGCUCGAACACAUGGGUUGGCGCCAACACUGCGUACGCGGUAACCAGCACCAGCGUCAACACUGGUCAGCCUGUGGAUGUCGGCUACGGUUCUGGUUUCUUCUCUGGAACUGAGUACACCGACACCAUCACUCUCGGUAGUGGACUCACUAUCACCAAGCAGUCGAUCGGCGUUUCUUCUUUUGCGGUGGGCUUCAGUGGUGUUGACGGUAUCCUUGGCAUCGGGCCUGUAGGCUUGACAGAGGGUACCUUGACGAAUUCGCCGGCAUUGACGAUCCCGACUGUCACUGACAACCUGCAUAGCCAAGGCACUAUUUCUCAGGGGGUUGACACAAAUGGAGAGCUCACCUUCGGUGGACCUGACGUUUUCAAGUACACCGGCGACAUUGCAUACACUCCUAUCACCACCACAAAACCUGCAUCGGCCUAUUGGGGUAUCAAUGAGAGCAUCACCUACGGCUCCACGACGAUCUUGUCCUCCACUGCUGGUAUCGUCGAUACUGGCACCACCCUUCUUUACGUUGCAACCGAUGCCUACAACAAAUACAAGUCUGAAACCGGCGCUACUCUGGAUGGGGCAACUGGUCUUCUCCUCGUUUCUUCUACCCAGUACAGUGCCCUCAAGAAUUUGAACUUCAAUAUUGGCAGUAACACCUUCAGUCUCACCCCUAAUGCCCAAAUCUGGCCUCGUUCUCUCAAUGCCCCUAUUGGUGGUAGUAGCAAAGCUAUAUAUCUCAUCGUUGCCGACAUUGGCACGCCCAGUGGCUCAGGGUUUGACUUUAUUAACGGCUACACAUUCCUCGAGCGCUUCUACUCUGUGUACGAUACCACCAACUCCCGCGUCGGUUUUGCCAAAACUUCGUACACUGAUGCCACCACUAACUAACAUGGAAUUGCCAAAGUACACAAAGUAUCGUUUUUUUAGAUAUGGAUUUGAAGGUUGUACGGUACUUAAGUAGGCUAUGAAGGUCUUAUUCUUCGGUCAAUUUUGUGUAUGAUUGGAUUAUGACAAUAGUAUC
Molecule: messenger RNA, 1303 nt
Organism: Suillus subaureus
Lineage: Eukaryota; Fungi; Basidiomycota; Agaricomycetes; Boletales; Suillaceae
Product: aspartic peptidase domain-containing protein
Exons: 7
Coding region: 1-1170 (389 amino acids)
Biological process (GO): proteolysis
Molecular function (GO): aspartic-type endopeptidase activity
Source: RefSeq, a predicted model, not a curated record